CAUAAUUUUAGGGUUUCUAUUUUCCAAUUAACUUCUCACAAAAGCUUCGUGACCUUCGUCGUCCGUCGAAACUCGAUUGUCUGUUCGUCUUCACCGAAUCACCGUCUCCGGGCGUCUUCCUCGUCUCCGUCUGCCGAGUGCCGACUGCCGACCUGCUUUCCCGUUUAAUUAAAACCCCAUUUUCCCUCUCUGAAGUUUCAAUCAUCUCAUUCUUUCUUCCAUUUCAGUGAUUAUCGAUUUCUGGUACAACUGAGUAACUGAGACUACAUUUUGCCUUUGUCGAUUACAUUCCACUGAGUUUGGGUUUGAUUCUUGGGUUUAUCGAGACUACAUUUUGUCUUUAUCAUAUGAAUGUUUGGGGCAGCUAUUUCCGCUCCCGUUUGGUUCCAUUCACACCCCUAGGAGAGAAUGACAAAGGGGUUUUGGGACUAGGGACUGGGGCCUGGGGGGUGUUUUGAUUUUGAACCCUUUUGGGUUCCUCAUUCUGGAAGCCUAUUUGAUUCAAUUCUCUUCACACGAUCGGAUUCGAAAUUAUUUGAAUAUCAGGCACACUUUCAGAUUUCGGAUUUAGUGUUUGAUUUAAGAUGAAUGUGAACGAUCUUCACAAGGUUUGGGAAAUCAGAACGUUGAAGAGGAAGGUUGGCGGAGAUGAGGCUAAGAGAUUCCUUGAGAAAAUCGCCAAACAGGUCCAACCCAUCAUGCACAAGCAUAAAUGGAGGGUUAAGGUUCUAUCCGAGAUGUGUCCAAAAAACCCACGACUUCUGGGUUUGAACGUGGGACAUGGUCUUCAUGUGAAGCUGAGACUUCGAAAGCCAAACACGGAUUGGGAUUUUUACCCUUUUGAUCAUGUUCUUGAUACAAUGCUACAUGAGCUGUGUCAUAAUGCCAUUGGCCCUCAUAAUGCCGGGUUCUACAAACUUUGGGAUGAGCUUAGAAAGGAAUGUGAGGAGCUGAUGAGUAAGGGAAUAUCAGGUUCUGGAGAUGGGUUUGAUCUUCCAGGUAGACGCUUAGGUGGCUUCUCUCAUCAACCUCCUCUCUCAUCUCUCAGGCGGACUGCACUUGCUGCUGCAGAAAACAGAGCACGCCAGGGACCAUCAGGUCCUAAACGUGUUGGUGGUGAUAAAUCUAUUAUGUCUGCCCUAACACCUACACAAGCUGCUGCAAUGGCUGCAGAAAGGAGAUUGCAAGAUGAUAUAUGGUGUGGUCUAGAGGAAGUAAUUGAGGAGGAAGAAAGUAGAGCACAGGUGCAACAGAAUGAAACCUCUUCUUCUAGUGCCAAGACUCAUCAGAAAAGAGGUCCUCAUUCAGAAUCAUCCUUUGUUGAUUUGACAUCAUCACCUAAAAGAGGAUGUGAUAAUGAUGUCCAUGAGUCGUCCUCUGGGUGGGAGUGCAUGAUGUGCACAUUGUUGAAUCCGGUUUUGGCUCCGGUGUGUGAGCUCUGUGGAACCCACAAACCAAAAUCUGUUGAAGACAAGUAUAAGACAUGGUCAUGUAAAUUUUGUACACUGGAAAACAAUGUGACGCUAGAGAAAUGUGGGGCAUGUGGGCAGUGGAGAUAUUCUUAUGGCCAACCCAUAGCAACCCCAUCCCCAAAUGUGGGUACUUAAAACAAACAAACGUACACAAAUUUAGAAUUGUUUUUCUAAUGUUUUGACAAGCAAUGGACUUGAAGAAUAUGAUGUUUAACUUGUUUUGUUCAGAACAUGUAAAGAGAACAAGAAUCCAU
Lactuca virosa is the source of this 1726-nucleotide messenger RNA. Lineage: Eukaryota; Viridiplantae; Streptophyta; Magnoliopsida; Asterales; Asteraceae. The record is from the annotation of a GenBank genome assembly.